Molecule: messenger RNA, 415 nt
Organism: Hipposideros armiger (great roundleaf bat)
Lineage: Eukaryota; Metazoa; Chordata; Mammalia; Chiroptera; Hipposideridae
Gene: VAMP5
Product: vesicle associated membrane protein 5
Exons: 3
Biological process (GO): Golgi to plasma membrane protein transport
Cellular component (GO): plasma membrane
Source: RefSeq, a predicted model, not a curated record
CCCGCCCCUCUGCUUCCUCCUGGGCUCAGGCACCCGGGACCCGCCGUUCUGCGUGCAGAGGAGCCGGAGCAGGCCAAGCGGCAACCGCGAUGGGAAAGAAUUGGAGCGGUGCCAGCGGCAGGCGGAUGAGGUGACGGAAAUCAUGCUCAACAACUUUGACAAGGUCUUGGAGCGCGAUGGGAAACUGGCAGAGCUGGAGCAGCGUUCAGACCAACUCCUGGACAUGAGCUCAGCCUUCAGCAAGACAACCAAGACCUUGGCCCAGAAGAAGCGCUGGGAGAACAUCCGUUGGCGGAUCUACUUGGGGCUGGUGGUGGGAGGUGGCCUGCUCAUCCUCCUGAUUGUGCUGCUGGUCAUCUUUCUCCCACAGAGAAGCGAGGGCAGCAGUGGUCCACAGGCCCAGAACAUGGGGCCU